Molecule: messenger RNA, 1866 nt
Organism: Sardina pilchardus (European sardine)
Lineage: Eukaryota; Metazoa; Chordata; Actinopteri; Clupeiformes; Clupeidae
Gene: b3gnt5b
Product: UDP-GlcNAc:betaGal beta-1,3-N-acetylglucosaminyltransferase 5b
Exons: 3
Coding region: 403-1539 (378 amino acids)
Cellular component (GO): Golgi membrane
Source: RefSeq, a predicted model, not a curated record
GCCCAAAACGCGACGCCGAAGGAUUGGUCGCUGUUGGCAGCUGAGAGAAGCCGGCUUCCAUUGAAAAUGAAUGACUUCUGGAAUCUUUGGAAGCUCAAGUCGCUGGCGGUUUGAACACACACGAAACCAUGGAGGGGUGGGUGUGGGGGAAGUCGACAGUCCCCGUUUGGAAGCUGGUUGGAAGUCGACAGUUCCCUCUCCAGUCGCACCUGAUAAGGCGCGCGCUUCAUGCAUUUCCGAUUCUUGAACGACAAUUCAAAUGUGGGCCUGUCAAGGAGGGGAGAACAUGACAUCAAUCCACUGAAUUGAAGUGAUGUCUGUAUCUUUACAAACAUCACAUAAGUAGUGUGAAAAACCUGCUAAAAUUCUGGCCUUUGACCGGAUAGUCUAGAGAAUCUUAAGAUGUUUGUGAAAUGUCAACGGCCUCGGAGAUGGCACUUUGUGCAGGUGCUCUUCAUUUGUCUUAUUUUGUCAGGGAUCAUGCUUUGUUGGGACAAACUGGACAGUUUCUCUUUUGAUUUUGCAAGUAUAAAUCCUUUCCACUUUGGCCCAAGUUUCAGGAACAGUAGCUUCACUGUCAGCAGGGCGGAGGGUUGUAAAUUCAGUGACCACCCCUAUCUGAUCACCCACACGAAGACAUGUGAGUCCAGUAAUGUGUUGCUCCUCCUUUUUGUCAAGAGUUUCCCUCAGAACUUUGCCCGUCGUCAAAAUAUACGAUUGACCUGGGGUAAUGAGCGCUAUAUCGAGAGUGAACUGGGUGUGUCUGUGAAGGUGCUGUUUGCUUUAGGUGUCCAUCCACAUCUCAAAGACAGGACGCUGAUCCAGAGUCAGUUAUUUCAAGAGGACCAAAAGUACCAUGACUUAAUCCAGCAGAACUUCAUUGAUUCCUUCUACAACCUCACCACUAAACUACUUCUUCAGUUCAACUGGGCACACACCUACUGCAGUCAUGCUCACUUCCUAAUGUCUGCUGAUGACGACAUGUUAAUUCAUAUGCCUAACCUGGUCACUUACCUUAAGCAAGUGCACCAGGCAGGUAUUCGGGACUUUUGGGUGGGCAGAGUGUUCAAUAAUACAGGACCAGUUCACCGAAAGAGCAGCAAAUAUUAUGUGUCACCUGAUCUGUAUCCAUGGGAUCGUUACCCAACCUACACAGGAGGAGCAGGAUAUGUGGUCUCCAGAGAUGUGGCCUCACGAAUACACCAAGCUUCACUUACACUUAAUGCUACACUACACAUUGAUGACGUUUUUAUGGGAAUCUGUGGCAGCGUUAUAGGGGUGGCUCCAAAAGCUCACCAUUUUUUCUCAGGUGAGAAAAAGUCUCCUUAUCAUCCUUGCAUCUACAAACAAAUGAUGACAUCUCAUGGACACGAGUCAGACCUCCAGGAAGUGUGGAGGCAGGUAACUAGCCCUGAGGUUCAAAAGGUGGACUCUGGCAUCACAGGCAAACUAUACUGCUCAAUAAUAAAGUUGGCACUGCUUUGCAAUCCAUUCAACAGAAACACGUAUCCUUGCAACCCAUCAACCAUUUUCUUCUGAGGUUGAUGUUUGAACCUUUGUCAUAGAAGACUUGAUACUGUGAAUGAGUACAUGUUGAAAUGUACGGUGCUAAUAUUGCAAUUUUUGCUGAAUAUCUGCAGUAGCCUACUGGAGGUCCAAACAUUCCAGAAAAUAUUGUCUGAACUGUGAAGUUAACAUGAGUCAACAAUGUUGACUGGCUGUAUUGACUUGUAUCGAUGUAUUUUUUACCUUCCCUGUGAAUAAGUAAUAUAUGCAAAUAUGUUACACACGUGUAACUGAGCGAAAUCUCUUACUGAUGACUGUGCUGUUGAAACAGGUGGUGAAUAUAAAAUGGAUGUUUUUCUA